UUCUCGUGAUUUUGCCAUCAGGUUAAAUCGGUGCAUCGAUUGAAUACAAUCUACUGUAUACGUUCGAUUUUUCAUUACUCGGAGUGAAAUAGAGCGCGAUCUUUAUUGGUGAAUCAUAUCCGCUGUACGUUCACGAAGUGGAACGCAACAUUUACCGGGAAGUCUUACGAUGAAUUCUCUCAAGUCUGGACAACAGCGCAAUAGUUCGGAAAGCGUUUCGAACAGGGAUUUGUUGGUUCCGAGUCCUGAGUUGAUCAUGAGACUUGCUGAGUCAGGUGAGUUUGACCUGUUGAGAGGAGUUGUUGAGCUGCUUCCCAAGUCAAAUAUUGAGAAGUUCUCUGAGGGUGGGCAAAUUGGAUGCAAUGCUCAGGAGGAGUUCGAGGCUUUCAAGAGCAGUUUUCUUACUCGUUCUCAAGUGGAGCCUGUUGUUGGAGUUGAGCCUGUUCCAGCUCCUUUUGUGGCUCCACUUAACCCUGCAAGGAACCCAAAUUUGUUGAACACCGAAAAUCAACAAGCCUUGUAUGGUCCUCCAAGUUCUGGUGGGAUGAAUUCUGGGUGA
Notodromas monacha is the source of this 559-nucleotide messenger RNA. Lineage: Eukaryota; Metazoa; Arthropoda; Ostracoda; Podocopida; Cyprididae. The record is from the annotation of a GenBank genome assembly.